AUUGGUCACCGUCUCAAGCAGGAUGUUCAAGCUCUCGAUCGCCCUUGCGUCUUUGGUUACUCUCGCCGUUGCUCAGGUUGCAGAAUGGGGCCAGUGCGGUGGUAUUGGCUAUGCUGGCUCUACCGUUUGCGCUGCUGGCACGACCUGCACUGAAAUCAACGCUUACUACAGUCAGUGCUUGCCCGGACAGGCCUCCGCCCCGCCACCGCCGAGCACGCCUACAGUCAGUCAGCCGAGCGGCCCGUCAUCUACUGGUACCGCUCCUCCCGGCCUCGCCUCGAUCCCUGCUUCCACCCUCACCCAGUUCAGCAACUUCGGUACCAACCCGAACAACGUUGCAAUGUACGUCUACAAGCCCAAGACGGUCCAGUCCAACCCUGCUUUGAUUGUUGCCAGCCACUACUGCCAAGGCUCCGCCCAGGACUACUACGAGGGAUCCACGUUCGCUCAGCUUGCUGAGACCUACGGAUACAUCGUGAUCUUCCCUUCUUCCCCGUGGUCCGGCACCUGCUGGGACGUCUCUUCCACCGAGACACUGACGCACAACGGUGGCAGUGACUCGCUCUCGAUUGCCAACGCUGCACGCUUCGCCAUCAGCAACUGGGGUGUCGACGCAAACCGUGUCUUCGCCGUCGGCACGUCCUCCGGCGCGAUGAUGACCAGCGUCCUUGCCGGUGCUUACCCCGACGUCUUCAAGGCUGGCAUCGUCGACUCCGGUGUUGCCUUCGGCUGCUUUGCGGAGCCCAACGAGGCGGAAGACAGCUGGAAUGCCCAGUGUGCCGAGGGCCAGCUCAUUCUCACUGGCCAGCAAUGGCAACAAAAGAUCGCUACUGCGUACCCCGGCUACACCGGCUCCUACCCCAGGAUGCAGGUCUGGCACGGCACUAUCGACACGACGCUCUACCCGCAGAACUUCUACGAGGAGAUCAAGCAGUGGACGACCGUCUUCGGCUACCCGAGCACGCCGAUCUCGAACGUCUCCGAGUCGUACCUUCCUUCCGGCUACUCGAACUCGACGUUCGGCCCCAACUUCCAGGCGAUCCUCGCCCAGAACGUCGGCCACACCGUCCCGCUCUUCGAGCAGCAGUACCUCGAGUUCUUGGGCAUUGCGUAAGCCGGAGCAGGAACUCUGGGUGUCUUCGGUGUAAAUUUGUUUGUGAUGUAUCGCUGGCUUUCGUGAAAUCACCUCGCGGAGAUUGUAAAGAAAUUAUGUGUACG
Messenger RNA from Phanerochaete carnosa HHB-10118-sp, 1218 nucleotides. Its product is annotated as carbohydrate esterase family 1 protein. Gene Ontology annotation, biological process: carbohydrate metabolic process. The record is from RefSeq and is a predicted model, not a curated record. Bases 23 to 1114 code for a protein of 363 amino acids. The transcript has 6 exons. Lineage: Eukaryota; Fungi; Basidiomycota; Agaricomycetes; Polyporales; Phanerochaetaceae. Gene Ontology annotation, cellular component: extracellular region. Gene Ontology annotation, molecular function: cellulose binding; hydrolase activity.